Messenger RNA from Fusarium sp. VM40, 735 nucleotides. NCBI's taxonomy places the organism in Eukaryota, Fungi, Ascomycota, Sordariomycetes, Hypocreales, Nectriaceae. The record is from the annotation of a GenBank genome assembly.
AUGGAAAGCCCUUUACCGCCCCCAAGCUACUCGGAAGCCACUACAACAGAUCCGCUUACGACAGAUGGCUUCGGUGUCUCCCCAAUGACAACCACAUCUAGCCCAGUGACUUUCAAUGUCUCUGUAUCCCCAAUGGCUACACCGAUAACAUCUCGAUCUAUGGAGACGUUAACACAAUCACACCUCACCGACUCUGAAACGUAUCCUUCUCACCCAAGCACGACAGGAAACGAUGUAGCCCGACGAGUCGACUCCGAUUGCCUUCCACAGGCUGUUAUACCAGAUGGACUGGAACUUGCUCUCGUGGAAUACUCGAAUAACCGUGACAACCUACCUAUUGUCCACACACCACAAUCAGAUAACACCGAAUACUUCUCUGGCCUCGAAGUCGUACCUGUUCAGCGCUCAGUCAAUAGUGUGACACCUCUACACCUUCUUGGAGACCAGCCAGAAUCGAUUGAUUGCCCUUUCUGUCUACGCCGGAGCGAGACGCGAGUGAAGAAGAAGCCAUCAAGCACAACGCAUUUACAAGCUGUUGCGCUGUUGAUGACAACAGUCUGUGGAGCAGCUGCUCCUUAUAUAGCGCAGUGGUCUUUCAACAUUGAACAGUUCUGUCAAAACUGUGAUAACAGAGUGAUGUAUAGGGCAAGAGGAAAGGAUGUGACAGUUUGCAAAGCUCCACCUUCUUGGAAGGAAGAGUCGAGAUACCCUGAUGCAAACUUGGAUAAAAUCUAG